AUGGCCCUGGAAACGCCUGUAGCUGAUGCCACGUCUCGUAAAUUGUUGACCGAUCGCACGUAUUUCAGUCAAGUAGCGCAACUUUCUCGUCAAGUGAAUGAUGAGAUCUUGGCUUGUGCAGCAGUGAGUGAUCCAUUACAUCCUGGAUUGAUAGUGGAAGGCUAUGAAUUAGUCGAGCGUUCAGGAUUGCUGGGGGUUUGCAAACAGGAACACAUGCAGCAAACGUUAUGGCCCAUGCAAACAAGAGACAAGAUGGAGAUUGUUCCGUGGAGUACGACAGCAAUAGAUGGACAUUCAAUGUGUCCAUUGCCUGAAGCAGCUUCAUUUUUUCCUGUGUCGCCACUACCCCCACCUCAAUCAACCAAGUCUGCGAUCGAUCUUGAAGGCCAAGAUACUACUAGUCUCGAAGGACCUGUCCUCGAGUAUCAAUACUUGAUGGAGGAAGCCGAACGGAUCUACUUGAACGCUCGUUAUCGUCUUAAGAAGAAAUUUGAUGCUGGGUCUCAUGGUGAAGUGUGGAAAGCUACACGACGCCAUGCAAAUGGAGUAGAGGAACAUUUUGUACUCAAGAGACUGUUCCUUGAGUUAGGAGAGAGUAUGGUGCAAAUGGGGCUCCGGGAAGCCCAUUUUGGAGCGCUGUUGACUAGUGAGCGCCAUGUUACUCGGUUCGUAGAGUAUUUCUUCCGGUCAGCAAAAGUCAUGGAGCUUGAGGAAGAACAACCACAUCCUCAAAUGACACCGGAGCUCUGGUUGGUCUUUUACGACGAAGGCAAGUCACUGCGGCUGUAUUUGUACGAGAAGAUGGAGGUUGGAAAUGGACAUGAUGGUAGUGCUGGGGUCGUCUUGCAACCGUCACGGUUCUGGGAGAAGCUUCGCACUGACGCCCGAGGCGAAAAUGUGCUGAGAGAAAUCAUGCGUCAACUGCUCGAAGGUGUAGCAGCCUUGCAUGCGCGUGGCAUCACGCAUCGUGACAUCAAACCGUCAAAUAUCUUGGUGUCAAUUCCACCCGUUUCGUCAACUUCUGCAGCACCACCGAUGCCGCUCGUGAAACUAGCAGACUUUGGCUCGGCUGUUGAUGACUACACGCUACAGAAUUUGUACGCUACAGAUGGUGGAAAUGAAGCCUCCACGGCGUCUGCGGGGCCAUCUCAAGCUGAAGAAACACGUGAGUAUCAGCCUCCUGAGGUGCUGUUUAGCGACAACGGGCAGCCGUACGAUUACACAGCUCCCGAGGCAUACGACCUCUGGUCUAUUGGUGUUGUCUUCUUAGAGAUGGUGUUAGGCUCUCCGCAAGUGUUUCUGAUUUCACCUCGUGAAAGGGCCAAGCUGGAUGUGACGCUCGAUGCUCAACGUCGUAAGUACCGACACAGACAUGGCAGCGAGGAGGAUCCUGAAUCUGGAUGGCGUACGAAAGCCUACUUGCUUCAUGUCCUCACCCAGGAAUUCUGUAUCUUCCAGCCAGCACCACGGCAGCUACGCUCGUUGUGGGACAAAUACGCGCUUGUGAGUGAGAGCUGCCAUUUCGGACGGUUCAACCAGACUGUCGUGAAGCGUGAUCCACUGAAGCGCGGACUGGAGGACCCAUGGGGACUAGACUUGAUGUGGAGACUACUACAAUGGAAUCCGUCCGACCGACUUUCAGCUAAAGAGGCUCUGCAACACGCGUAUUUUCAAGGAGCUUACGUCUGCAAGGAGUCUGCUCGCCGAUUCGCAACGCACGGGGAGCUAGUGCUACACGAACGUUAUCUCGAAGCACAACGCGCACGAGAAAGUGUUUUCGCGUCCAUGGUUCGUGCAAAGUAUGAGCUUCCAGACCAGUUCACUUGUCCACAUUGUGGCCGCACGUUUUCCACCGCUCAGAGCUGCAAACAGCACGCCCAUGCACGUCGACACAAUACCGACUCGAGCUUCUGUGCUUUCGAGGCCCCCCAUAUUUCCACCGCAAUUCGGACCGAGUCGCAGCCUAUGUAUGUUCAUCCGCUACUAGAGCAAUCAGCAGUGGGCAUUGCACUGUUUCAAGGUCGGAAGAAGUACAUGGAGGAUUUUGUCUUGGCACUCUCGGAGCAACAACUGCAACAAAGGUGGGGUACCCAAGAUAGCACGAACACAUUGGGGUUCGAUCUCUAUGCAGUGGUGGAUGGUCAUCUAGGUUCCACAGCAGCCCAAUUUGUUGUGGAUAAUCUGCCUCGUGUAUUGUGUCAUCACUUCGCUGCCAUCUCGACGACAAAUGAGGAUCUAACUCAAGCGGACUCGAACGUACCUGACCAAGCAGCAAGCCUGUCUGCUGAACAUGAGCUUGCUGAAAAGUUUGCGCUGCGUCAGACAUUUCUUGAACUGCAUGAAAGCUUUCUCGAGUCUCUUGAUAAGAACCCAAGCGAUGACGAUCUGGAAAGGCUGAUGAGCUCUGGUAAAUUCGCCAACGGGUCUGCAAUAGUUGGCGAAUAUUUCUCUGGGUGCACACUCACAGUUGUGCUGCAUUCCCGUCGGCAGCACCGGGUCGUUAGUGCAAAUGUAGGCGACUCACGUGCACUAGCGUGGCUGCCAGAUACCUCUGCGAAACAAAAUGAACAGCUUGAUGAUAGUGCUAGGAUCGUUCCGCUGAGUAAGGAUCACUGGCCAAAUGAUCCUGGCGAGCGCUCCCGAAUUGAGUCUAGCGGGGGCUUUGUGAAAUUUUCCGGUCUCUGGCGAGUGGUUGGGCAGCUUGCAGUCUCUCGUAGUCUGGGUGAUCGCCAUAUGCGCAAGUUCGUGACAGCUGAACCAUCCGUCUUCCAUACACAACUUGGUGAGCGAUCGUAUGGCGGGUUUCUUGUGAUUGCCAGCGAUGGACUGUGGGAAACCAUGACCAAUGGCGACGUCGUGCGCUUCCUCGUGGAACACACCGAGACGCACGAGAUUGAAGGAGAACCAUGCAAAAACAAUUGUGCGUCAAUGAAUGAUCUUGCAACCGAGCUGCUCACGGAGGGCUACGUCCGUGGAAGUCUUGAUAACAUGGCUGUUGUACUCGUGGCAUUGCCGUAG
Peronospora farinosa is the source of this 3018-nucleotide messenger RNA. The record is from the annotation of a GenBank genome assembly. NCBI's taxonomy places the organism in Eukaryota, Oomycota, Peronosporomycetes, Peronosporales, Peronosporaceae.